AUGUUGAAGAAAUCCGGAAUCCUGCUGUCAAGCACCAAUCUACAUGCUUUCCACUCCUCAGCGCCACCAUCAAAGACGUCACCAUUCCAGCCUCCGGGAUCUCGAGCAAAACAACAGCAAUGCCGUUCAUAUGCUAUCGUCUCGGAUGGCCAUACCAGGCAUGACCAUGGAAGCCUUCGUUGGCCAGAAAUAACGUCUGCGAACGCCAUCCCGACCCCAUACCAGAUCUUCAACCAGAAAAAAGGAUCACCUUAUUCGAAGAAGAGAUUCUACGAGCUUGUGAAGCUAUACCACCCUGAUCGACACGACCCCGAUGACUGCAGCGGAUUACCGUAUGCUACGAAGCUAGAGAGAUACAGGCUUGUAGUUGCUGCAAACGAUAUAUUGUCAGAUCCGGUCAAGCGGGGUGCUUACGACAUAUAUGGAGCGGGAUGGAAUGGCCAACCAGAUGUUCUCCGUCCUCGAGAUUCAUCAGAGCAACCAGCUACAUGGGGGGGUCACAGUGGGAGAGGGUGGGGUGGAGGACCUAGUGGUCCAAGCCAGAACGCUACCUGGGAAGACUGGGAGAAGUGGUAUCAGCGUGAGGGAAAGGGACCACAAGAACCAAGACAUGUUUCGAACGCUGCUUUCGUGGGGUUAAUUUUGACAUUUGCUGCUUUUGGGGGCAUGACUCAAGCUACACGGGCCGGAAAUUAUUCUAUUAGCUUUCUUGAACAGAGGGAUGCUCUUCACAAAACCGUUUCUAAGGAUUUGAUGCGGAGGAGGAAGGAGGCGAUGAGUGCUUAUGGCAGCCGUGAGGAGAGGAUUGAAAGCUUCUUGAAGCAAAGAGAUCUAUACGGAUAUGGUGUGACGGAUCCGAAGGAAGAAAGUUACAGAAGGGUUCUUCCGCCGCCUGAGAUCUGCUCUAGCGAAGAUAUCAAAGACCGGCCAGUGGACAUCUAUCAUCAGAAGAACAAUCCUAAGGAUGGAUAA
This is a messenger RNA of Hyaloscypha bicolor E, 972 nucleotides long. RefSeq names its product Hsp40 co-chaperone-like protein Jid1. Bases 1 to 972 code for a protein of 323 amino acids. The record is from RefSeq and is a predicted model, not a curated record. The transcript has a single exon. NCBI's taxonomy places the organism in Eukaryota, Fungi, Ascomycota, Leotiomycetes, Helotiales, Hyaloscyphaceae.